Messenger RNA from Eimeria maxima, 891 nucleotides. RefSeq names its product 10 kDa chaperonin, putative. Gene Ontology annotation, molecular function: metal ion binding; ATP binding; protein folding chaperone. The transcript is spliced from 8 exons. The coding region runs from base 1 to 891 and encodes 296 amino acids. Lineage: Eukaryota; Apicomplexa; Conoidasida; Eucoccidiorida; Eimeriidae. The record is from RefSeq and is a predicted model, not a curated record.
AUGCAUUCUCGCCAAUGUAAGCUGCUGCUGCUGCUGGUAGCAGCAGCAGCAGCAGCGCAGCAAGCAGAAGCAUUUGCAAUCAGUCAGACAACACAGCUCUUGCGAGCUGGCCCAGCAUCAAUUUCCGUGUCGGAUGCCUCUCGGCCACGUGCCGCCACAGCAGCCACAUCCGCAGCGAACACGGCACUGGGCAGCAGCAGCAACAGCAAUCACUCUCUUGACGGAGAGUCUAUAUCGGGCCCGCUGCAGCCUCUUAGGGGGAUGGUGCUGCUGCAGAAGCUUGGGGCCGAAGAAAUGACGAAGGGAGGGCUGCUGCUGCCGUCAGAGGCCCGCCAGGAGAAAGCCCUUGGCCGCGUCAUCGCUACGGGGCCUGGAAGCGUGGAUCCAGAAACUGGCUGUGCAACACCGUGGGAGACCAAAUCUCUUUACAUGUCUGUAGCGGCUGCUGCUGCUGCUGCUGCUGCUUCUCAGCUGAAAUAUGAUGGGGCAGAAUGCGUGCUCAUGUCUAGCCAAGAACUGUUGGCAAAAGUGACGGACCCAGACAAGAUGAAUCCAGCGGAUGUUAAGCCUCUAGGAGACACAGUGUUUGUCCGUAUUCUGAAGCCUUCGGACACGAGCGCCGGGGGUUUGCUGCUGGUGCCGCAGCAACAGCAGCGGCCGAUGCAGCAGGCUGAGGUUGUGGCUGUGGGUAGUGGCAAGACGUCUGCGCAGCAGGAGAGGUUGCCUGUUGAGGUGGCUGUCGGAGAUAAAGUUGUCUACUCGAGCUACAUGGAAGAAUCGGCCCAGCUAAAGAUGGCCGAUCAAGUUUAUGCCUUCGUUAGGGCAUCGGACAUUGCUGCAAAAUGGGCUUGCAGCAACGGACGCAUGGCAGACGCUAGGGAGUCAAUUUAA